AUGGCGGCGGCUAUAGAAGGGCGUCUCGCUCAGUUCCGCGCUGCCCGCAGCGGCGCUGUCGCCGUUCCGCGCCCCGCCGACCCACCGGGAAAGGCCGCGGCUCCGGAGGCCGUCGAGGAACCGCAGGCAGCCGCAGGGUGCCCGGGCAGCGGCGUUCAGGUCCGUCCUGGCGCGACGGCGGCAGCUCCGGUGUGGGCGCGCCCGCUGUUGCUGAAGGUGUUGCUGUGGUCCGUAUUGCUGGCGCUGUUCGCGGAGCUGGAACUCGGGCUGCCCUACUUCGUCCUCUCCCUGCUCUACUGGAUGUACGCCGGCACCCGCGGCCCCGCCGAGCGGCGGCCCGGCGAGCUCAGCGCCUACUCCGUCUUCAACCCCGGCUGCGCCGCCAUCGCCGGGACGCUGACGGCCGAGCAGCUGGAGCGGGAGCUGCACUACCGCCCCGCCGCGGGCAGGUAGCACCCGGCCCGCCGGGGACUGCGCUGUGCUGGGUCGGCCUCGCAGCCGCCGCCCCGGGGAAGGGCCGGGCCUUGGGGGAAUGAAAUGGGGUUUGUUCCUAUGCAAAAAUCCGCCUGAGCCAUACUGCUGGACCCGGGUCUUCCGGCGCCGGAGGGUCCCGAAUAAAGCCGUAGCAAAGCCUGCACUCUGGUCUCGUUUCCUGGGGCCGGGCAGCUGUUUCGGCCGCUAUGGAGCGACCCCGAAAAGCACGGCCUUGUCAUAGCUGCGUCUGCCAGCGUGUCAGCUGGAGGGCUUCAAGUCCCAGGAGCUUUGCCACGAGUAACAGAAAGGCUGGCGUUUGACGACGCCUGCAGUAGAAGGGCCCGCUGCUGCUCUCCCCUGCACCGUAUGGAAACCACAUUCUGAAGAAAUUACAUGAAGCAAUAACCAUACACAUAAAAUAGGCUGCUGCUUUGGUUUGCAGUGGUGUCUUUCAUCUAACACAAACAUCAGAUAAUAAUUCCCUUUUUGCUUCAUAUUCCAGGUUUCAUAAUUGUAAGCCAAAAAAUACUUUUUUCUGGCCAGGUGUAUUUGUAUGAUCCACUGCUGUUUUAUAUGUAUUGCAUUGAGGCAGACCUGCUUAGCAAAGUGGUACUCACCACUGCUCAAAGCAUGUAAAAAAACACAUGGAUGUGACAUUUGAGAACAUGUUUCAGUGCUGUACAUGGUGGUGAUGCUAAGUUGGACUUGAUUAUCUUAAAGGUCUUUUCCAACCAUAACAAUUUAAUGAUUCAGUAAGUCAUCAUUUUGAAGAGCAGCUGCUAGAACUUGUGUCUCUGAGAACAGAGUUGAGAGGAAAAGUCACAAAUUGGUCUUUCAAAUCCUAUUCCAUUAUGUCUUUUCUGAUUUAACAGUUAAACUCAUUGUUAAGGCAACAUAAGUUCUAUCAUUGAUUGUAGAAACAAAAGUGGAGCUUUGAAUUUAUUGGGACUAGUAAGAGAGUAAUAGAUACACAGCUAAGCAUCUUUCAGUAGCUCUCCACAGCACUCUCACAGUUUCUGUCUUGGGCUGUUGUAUAAAUUCAAAGUCCUGCUACUUAAAGGCAAAAAAUUUUGUCAUUUGCACAUAUUCUGUCAUCCUCCAGUAAA
Molecule: messenger RNA, 1580 nt
Organism: Pseudopodoces humilis (Tibetan ground-tit)
Lineage: Eukaryota; Metazoa; Chordata; Aves; Passeriformes; Paridae
Gene: SAYSD1
Product: SAYSVFN motif domain containing 1
Source: RefSeq, a predicted model, not a curated record